Molecule: messenger RNA, 1391 nt
Organism: Jatropha curcas
Lineage: Eukaryota; Viridiplantae; Streptophyta; Magnoliopsida; Malpighiales; Euphorbiaceae
Product: NmrA-like negative transcriptional regulator family protein
Molecular function (GO): oxidoreductase activity
Source: RefSeq, a predicted model, not a curated record
AACAGAUUGUGAAUCCACGCGCCGCCUAAAUCCAAAUGCAUUGCAGAACAGAAGCGAAGGGAACAAAAUGGAGAAGAAGAGCAGAGUACUGAUAAUUGGAGCAACUGGAAAUUUAGGGUACCAUUUAGCACAGUUUAGCCUCCAAUUCUGUCACCCAACUUUUAUUCUUGUUAGAGACUCUGCUUUCACUGAUCUUAUCAAACUACAAAAGAUAAAUACUCUUUGUCAUGCUGGUGCCACGGCAGUCAGGGGGUCUUUGGAGGAUGAGAAGAGUCUUGUUGAGGCAGUGAAGCUAGUAGAUGUUGUGAUAUGUUCAAUUCCAUCCAAACAGGUUCUUGAUCAGAAGCUUCUUAUCAAAGCUAUUAAAAGAGCUGGGUGCAUUAAGAAAUUCAUUCCGUCAGAAUUUGGAGCAGAUCCAGAUAAGACUCAAAUUUCUCACAUGGACUACAACUUUUAUUCACGGAAGUCUGAGAUUCGACGUCUUAUAGAAGCUGAGGGCAUUUCCUAUACUUACAUCUGCUGCAACUUAUUGAUGCGCUAUUUACUUCCAUCACUAAUUCAACCUGGUUUGGAAACUCCACCAAGGGAUAAGGUUACAGUGUUUGGAGAUGGGAACGUUAAAGGUGUCUUUAUGAAGGAUGAAGAUGUUGCGGCCUUCACAAUUUGCACAAUCGAUGAUCCACGUACGCUAAACAAGGCGUUAUAUUUGAGGCCUCCAGGAAAUGUCUAUUCAAUGAAUGAGCUGGUCGAGAUUUGGGAAAGUAAGAUUGGGAAAAAGCUUGAAAAGAUUUAUGUACCAGAAGACCAACUUCUCAUGAAAAUCAAAGAAACUCCAUAUCCAGACAACAUGAUUCUGAUCUUUAUAUACUCGGUCUUUAUAAAAGGCGAUCACACAUAUUUUGACAUUGAAUCUACCGGAGGGGUAGAUGGGAUGCAACUAUACCCACAGCUAAAAUACACAACGAUCAGCGAAUAUUUGGAGACCUUAGUGUAACAUUGGAGUGAUCCUAAGUCCUACUUCAAGCUUCUUUAUUUGCUUGCGACCUCUUUGAUUUAGGGACUAACAAAGCGGUUAUUGAAGCUGAUUGAAAUGGGAAGAAGAAACAUUUGCAUAAGAAACUUACUACCCUGUAUUAGUAGAACUCUAUGUUGUAUUAUUUGUGUAAUGCAUAAUUAAAUUGUUUUUGAUAAUUAAUUCCUUCUGAUGGCCGGUACCAUGUUGUCCUUUCAAUUUCUAUAGGUUCUGGUUGAUUUAGCUUGAAGUGCUUUACCAAUGGCAGACCAUUGAGUGCCAUGAUUCAUUAGAAGUUUGUAAUAACACAUGCACUAUGGCUAUGAAUUGUAAUUUUUGGUUUAUGAGUAGAUAAUUGGCUUUUAUUUGAAGACGCAAA